GCGCCGAUAUAUUAGAGGCGCGUAAAGAGAAGCUCAUUUCCACCUUAAAGGAUUACGAAAAGGUGCAAAUGGACAUACUGAGCAUUGAUGAGGGCGACGGUGAACAGGUGGGAGAUAUUGAAGAGAAAUACUAUUCCAUAUUAGCAAAAAUAAAUAGUUCUCUUAAAAUGUUAAAUACAAAAGUGACUUCGGAGUGCCACAACGCAUCCACAUGUAAGUUACCCACAAUUGAAAUACCCUUUUACGACGGAAAGGACUUCACUAAAUUCAAACCCUUUUUUGACUUAUUUACUGCUGUCAUUGAUCAGAAUAGCUCGCUGUCUGAUGUGCAAAAGCUUUUUUAUUUGAGAAAGUACCUACAGGACGAUGCGUUGGCGGUUAUUCUGAACUUGCCGUUGGUAAAUGAGUCAUAUAAAGAAGCAAUACAAUUGUUAAAAAAGAGAUUUGACAACAGGGCUAGAUUGGUUGCAAAUCAUAUAAGUAUAUUGUUAGAUAUUUCUAAUAUACAAAAGGGCACAGCGGCUUCCUUACGAACAUUUGUUUCACAAAUAAAUCAACAGAUGCAUGCAUUAAAAAAUUUAGAUGAACCCGUUGAUAAAUGGGACAUGCUUUUAAUAUCAAUUUUGAGUCGAAAGUUAGAUCAGUUCACACACCGGGCAUACCAGUUAGACCGGGACUCUGACACCAUGCCUACGAUGGCUGGUUUCAUUGAAUAUUUAGAAAAGCGUGCUAUAGCGCUCGAAGAUAGUCAUCAAAAUAAACAUAGUACCUACUAUGAUGGUGCUAACAAACAUAUUAAUAAUAAAAGUACUUGCUAUGAAGGUACUCACAAAUCAAUACCUAAGGUUACAAAUGUGGUAUCGAAGUCGUUGCCGCCCUGUAGGUAUUGUGAUAAUAAAGACCAUCAGAUAUAUAACUGUCCCAUAUUUAAAAUUUUACCUACUGCCCAGAGGCAAUCUUAUGUAAAUGAAAAACACAUGUGUAAUAUAUGCCUUAAUAACCAUGAUGGUAAAUGUAAAUUUACUUUUAAAUGUAAAAUGUGUAAACAGGGCCACAACACAUUGCUGCACCAGGAGCGCAAUGUGAACGUGGACAAGCCCAGGGCAAAUAAUGAUGACAGUCAGCAGCCACUAUCAUCUGAUGCUGGGCUGCAUAAAAACUGAAAAUGGACCGGUAUUCCAGAAUACCAUGUUAGGAUAUAUUGUCGGAGGAAGUAUCCCCGAGCAAGGUAUUACAUGUAAUAUUGUAACAAAUUUAGUUAAUAAUAUAUCUGAUGGUGAAAAAUUGGAAAAUGUAAUGGAGCAAUUCUGGCUCUCUGAAAAACUUUCUGAAGUGGAAAAAUCUACAAAUGAUGAGUUUAUACAAGCUGAAAAAAUAUUUCAGGACUCUGUAUCACUUAAAGACUAUAGAUUUUAUGUUGAUAUGCCA
This is a messenger RNA of Cydia fagiglandana, 1428 nucleotides long. RefSeq lists its product as uncharacterized. The record is from RefSeq and is a predicted model, not a curated record. The transcript has 2 exons. Lineage: Eukaryota; Metazoa; Arthropoda; Insecta; Lepidoptera; Tortricidae. The coding region runs from base 69 to 1163 and encodes 364 amino acids.